Trichomycterus rosablanca is the source of this 4011-nucleotide messenger RNA. It is a transcript of the gene abhd5a, whose product is annotated as abhydrolase domain containing 5a. Gene Ontology annotation, molecular function: carboxylic ester hydrolase activity; lysophosphatidic acid acyltransferase activity. Gene Ontology annotation, biological process: positive regulation of triglyceride catabolic process; negative regulation of triglyceride storage; lipid homeostasis. The transcript is spliced from 7 exons. The record is from RefSeq and is a predicted model, not a curated record. Gene Ontology annotation, cellular component: mitochondrion; lipid droplet. Lineage: Eukaryota; Metazoa; Chordata; Actinopteri; Siluriformes; Trichomycteridae. The coding region runs from base 1 to 1044 and encodes 347 amino acids.
AUGCAACUGUCAGAAACGGUUUCUAAUGUAAACUCUUGCAGGUCUUGGUGGAUCCCUAGCUGGCUGCCAUCAUGGUGCCCUACAUCUCAGUGCAAACUACAAGAGCUAGAGGAGCGGAUGCUUCAGCCCCUCAAAAGCAAUUUCUCCAAGCAGUUUGUGCACAUUUCCGGUGACAAUAAGCUGUGGACGUUGGUGUUUAAUGACAGUGCGGAGGGAAAGACGCCCCUGGUGCUGCUACACGGGUUCGGCGGUGGAGUGGGACUCUGGACUCUGAACAUGGACGCGUUGUCCCAGCAGAGACCCGUGUACGCCUUCGACCUGCUGGGCUUCGGCCAGAGCAGCCGACCUCAGUUCAGCACCGAUGCCGGAGAGGCCGAGACACAGUUUGUGGAGUCGAUAGAGUCGUGGAGGGAGAAACUCGGCCUGGAGAGCAUGAUCAUACUGGGCCACAACUUUGGAGGAUACUUAGCGACGGCGUAUUCACUCAAGUACCCCCCCAGAGUGAAACACCUCAUCCUGGUGGAGCCGUGGGGUUUUCCAGAGCGCCCAGAACCGAGUGAACAGGACCGACCCGUUCCUGUGUGGAUUAAAGCGCUGGGCGCAGCCCUCAGCCCCUUCAACCCUCUGGCUGGCCUUCGACUGGCAGGACCACUGGGUCCCGUUCUAGUACAGAUGCUAAGACCGGACUUCAAACAGAAAUUCGCUAGCGUGUUCAACGACAACACGGUCGCAGAGUACAUCUACCACCUCAACGUCCAGAGCCCAAGCGGUGAAACAGCCUUCAAAAACAUGACCGUACCGUACGGCUGGGCCAAACAGCCCAUGCUGCGGCGCGUCGGCCUGAUUCACGGCGACACCCCCAUUACGGUGAUCUAUGGCUCGCGCUCCAGCAUAGACGGCAACUCCGGCAAUUCAAUCAAAGAAAUGAGGCCAAACUCCCACGUGGAAAUCAUAAUCAUACGAGGGGCGGGGCACUAUGUGUACGCUGACCAGCCAGACGACUUCAACCACAAGGUUCUCCGGGUGUGUGAAUCAGUCAGCUAAAAGCUGCAGAGAGGGGAUGAUGGGGCCAUUUUUAAUUCCUUUUUUUUCCAGUCCACUCUUAGUGGAAAAAAAGAGUUUCAUUAAGUCUAACUACAGCUGUAUCCUGGUCAGGGUUGCAGUGGGUCUAAUUCAAAAGACUUAACAUUUGUGGUAUUUAGCAGCCGCUUUUAUCCAGAGCGCCCUACAGUACUGUGACCGUAUACAAUCUGAGCUCAGGGGCCCAACAGCAGCAACAUGGCAGAGGUGAGGCUUGAAGCAGCGACCUUCCCAUUACUAGUCCAGUACCUUAACCACUAGGCUACAACUGCACUAUUUAUUGUCUUUUUAACCACAGCUUUGUCCUGGUCAGGGUCGCAGUAGGUCUGAUUCACUCGCCAGUCCAUCACAGGGCAAACACACACACACACACACACACACACACUUACAAUUUCUAGUACCUCUAAUUAAUCUGACUGCACGUCUUUGUACUGUGAGAGGAAACCGGAGCACCUGGAGGAAACCCACACAGACACGGGGAGAACAUGUAAACUCACAGAAACACACAGAAAGGACAGUGCUUAAAUCACAUAUAUCUGACCCCCAUAGGACCCCACUGACCAAAUAUUAUUUGGGCAAUAGGGUCCUAGUGGAGUCACUUUCAACUGAUGAACGGUGUACAGAGCAACUAAUAACACGUCAGUUAUUGUAUACCCACAAAGUGCACCUAUAUGGUGUAGAUUAUAAAAGGAUUCAUAAACGUUCCCUGAGUACUGGAUGAGAUUUUACCUGACAAAGUGCUCGUGAGCGUUUAUUUAAUAGCGGUUAGCAGUGGGUGUGGCUGAAACACCCGUUUGUAGGGUGUCCAAAUACCUUUAGCCAUAUAUUGCCAUUAAUCUAUCAUUUAAGCUGUUUUAUAAAUCCCAUUCUGAAGCUACUUUAACAGUUUUUUUUGUCAUUGACCCAUAUUAAGUGUUAACAUAAUAAUAAAUACAUAUUAAACAUAAUGAUGCCAGUCUUAUUUAGUUUUAGUUUUUAAACCACUGAGAUGCUACAAUCCUGUGAAUUGAUGCUACAGACCUGUUGGAACCAUCACUGCUGUUUAACCCUUUAAUGGUCUGCUCAACCAUUUGAGUCUAAAUACUUGGGUAAAAAUAAGCUGUAUUUAAAUAAUCCUGUUUGGCUCGUUUCUACUGCUUGGUUGACGUGUGUUGAACUCGAAAAUAUUGGUAGACGCCGCUCAGGUGGCGCAGCGGUAAAAACACGAGCUGAAACCAGAGCUGGGAUCGUGUGUACAUCGUAUCGAGUCUCAGCUCUGCCUACUGGCAGGGUUGAGAAGCCACAUGAACAACGAUUGGCCUGUUGUUCAUAUUGGGGUGGGAUAUUAGGCCGGAUAGGGUCUCCUCGUAACUGAUGCAACUACGAUCUCUGCUGGCUGAUUGAUGGCGCCUGUACAGAGAUGAGGAAAGAGUGCUGAUCAGGGUGUGUCUCUCCGUACACAGUGCUGAUCCGCAUUGCACUCGUCAAGUGUAGGUGACAAAAUGCAUAUGGCUGCUGCCCACAUGUCGGGAGGGGGGGGGGGGGGCGUGGGUUAUACCAUAUAGAAGCACUUUGUAGUUCUACAAUUACUGACUGUAGUCCAUCUGUUUCUCUGCAUGCUUUGUUACCCCCCUUUCAUGCUGUUCUUCAAUGGUCAGGACCCCCACAGGACCACUACAGAGCAGGAAUUAUUUAGGUGGUGGAUGAUUCUCGGCACUGCAGUGACACUGACAUGGUGGUGGUGUGUUAGUGUGUGUUGUGCCGGUAUGAGUGGAUCAGACACAGCAGCGCUGCUGGAGUUUUUAAACACCUCACUGUCACUGCUGGACUGAGAAUAGUCCACCAACCAAAAAUAUCCAGCCAACAGCGCCCCGUGGGCAGCAUCCUGUGACCACUGAUGAAGGUCUAGACGAUGACCGACUCAAACAGCAGCAAUAGAUGAGCGAUCGUCUCUGACUUUACAUCUACAAGGUGGAUAAACUAGGUAGGAGUGUCUAAUAGAGUGGACAGUGAGUGGACACGGUAUUUAAAAACUCCAGCAGCGCUGCUGUAUCUGAUCCACUCAUACCUCGAGUGACAGAACUUCUCCCACUGUUAAUAAUCUUUUUUGUAGGAGCAGUUUGCACUUUAUGCUUGAAUGUUUGUGCAAUUUAAGUUUUUCACAUAAACCGAGUGCUGGAAUAACAAGGUUUUUUUUUUUGGUUUUUUUUUAUUUGUAAUUUAUAUUUGCUGUUAUGAUCUGUGUUUAUGUGCUCAGUCUGUGUCAGUGAGAGUGUUAUUACUGUAAAUUCCUAAUAAAUUCUUAUAUUUAACAUUAUAAUACGGUUUGUGUCUGAACUGUUAUGUAAUCAGCUAAUGAACAGUUUCCCUCAGGAUUAAGGUCUGUCUGUCUGUCUGUCUGUCUGUCUGUCUGUCUCUAUAUAUCUAUCUUUCUGCCUGUCUAUCUGUCUUUCUGUCUCUAUCUUUGUCUAUCUAUCUGUCUAUCUCUGUCUGUCUACCUAUCUCUAUCUGUCUGUCUCUCUAUUCGUCUGUCUAUCUGUCUUUCUGUAUAUGUAUGUGUCUGUCUGUCUAUCUAAAAUCUAUCAUUUGUGGUGUAUCUAUCUGUCUAUCUAUCUAGCAAACAGAUUUCACAGCUCCAAUGUUUUUAUAAGUAUAAAUAUCUGAAUAUACACAUGAGGCAUGUAUCAUUGCCUCGCAGCAAGAUGGUCCUAGGUUUAAUUCCCAGGUGGAGCGGUCCGGGUCCUUUCUGUGUGGAGUUUGCAUGUUCUCCCCGUGUGGGUUUCUUCUGGAAGAUCCGGUUUUCCUUUCAGUCAGGUAAACUGGAGAUACAGAAUUGUCCAUGACUGUGUUUCAUUUUGAACUUGAAGUGAUGAAUCUUGUGUAAUGAGUAACUACCGUUCCUGGCAUGAAUGUAACCAAAGUGUAAAACAUGACAUUAAAAUCCUAAUUAAA